Molecule: messenger RNA, 4482 nt
Organism: Mercenaria mercenaria
Lineage: Eukaryota; Metazoa; Mollusca; Bivalvia; Venerida; Veneridae
Product: neutral amino acid transporter A-like
Exons: 9
Coding region: 296-958 (220 amino acids)
Biological process (GO): L-glutamate transmembrane transport
Cellular component (GO): plasma membrane
Molecular function (GO): glutamate:sodium symporter activity; L-glutamate transmembrane transporter activity; neutral L-amino acid transmembrane transporter activity
Source: RefSeq, a predicted model, not a curated record
AAAUAGUCUAAAUAUAUCGCCAAAUUGUAAAGAACAAUGUUUAUUGACUUAAUGAUAUGAUACGGAAUUUAGUUCGUUAACUAUGUUUACUUAUCAUUAAGAACCCUUAAUACGUGGGUAAACAUUUUAUUCAUGUUUAGCUCAGUCUGAUCUCGGAAUGGCCGUUCAGUGCAGCACGUGUUUCGCGCGAUUUCUACGCCGUGAGGCCUUGCUGUUGUUUACUCUGCUUGGAGUAUGUUAAGGCUAUGGAAUUGGCUUUGCUAUCAGAACGGCAGAUCCUUUGGAAGAUGUCCUAAUGUGGAUAGGGCUGCCGGGACAACUCUAUUUACGCAUGUUGCGUAUGAUGAUAGUACCCCUGAUCAUUUGCAGUGUUAUUUCAGGAACCGCCUCUCUAGAUCCGAAAUUGAACGGAAAGAUAACUAUUGUGUCAUUCGUUUACAUCUUUCUCACCAACUUAUUUGGAACUAUUCUUGGCAUCGUGUUCUGGCUUAUAUUUCAACCGGGUAAAAACCAGGCAGGCCUUAGAGAUUCAGCAGAGAGUAAAACACAAAUUCAUACUCAAGAUAUAUUUGAUGAUUUAAUAAGAAACAUAUUUCCAGAGAACCUGCUUAAAGCGACAUUUGUCCGAGUUCAAACAAAACAUAAGACCGUUACUAUUGCGCAGACUACUGCUUAUCCAAACUCAUCAGAAAGACUGCCAUCUGUAACUGAAGUUACAAAAUACCUUGGCGAAGCAAAUGGAGCUAAUUUACUGGGACUAAUAAUGGCGUGCACUGUUCUAGGAAUCGCUGCAUCUACAGUUAAAAAGCAUGGCAAGAUAUUUGUUAAUUUCUUCACGGCAUCAUCGGCAGUUGUAACAAAAGUUAUUUGUUGGUUCAUGUGGUAUUGUAUGAUCUUUGCAGAAUUAUUUGUAAUCAGACUUAACAUCUUAAACCUCACUUCCAGUAUUCUUUUCUAAAAUCACUAUUUUUUGACACUUUAUAACAUUUUAGGUAUUUCCAAAUCCAUAAACAUGUUUGACUUCAAAUACGAAAUUAGUUUUACUGGCUUUAGCCUGCUGAUGAAACAACAUGCUUUCAUUGCAUAUAAACUUACUUCUUAUAAGUGGUCACAUAUAUCACGUCAUAAAUAAUUCAGAUUAAUUUUAACAUGAUAUGAAACUUCAUUAAUCUUGAUAACAUCCCAGUCUUCAUCUUAGAAAGGCUCAUUGGAAUUAAAACGCUUUUUUGAUAACAAGAUACAUUGCAAAAACUUACACUUACUCUAUCCGUGAUCAUAUCUUACGUUACUCUAACCGUGAUCAUAUCUUACUUAACUCUAACCGUGUUAAUAUUUUACGUUACUGUAACCUUGAUCAUAUCUUACGUUACUCUAAUCGUGAUCAUAUCUUACUUAACUCUAACCGUGAUAAUAUUUUACGUUACUGUAACCUUGAUCAUAUCUCACGUUACUCUAACCGUGAUCAUAUCAUACGUUACUCUAACCUUGAUCAUAUCUUACGUUACUCUAACCAUGAUAAUAUCUUACGUUACUCUAACCUUGAUCAUAUCUUUUUUUGUGAAAACUAUUCUAUUAUUUGAUACAUAUCGAGAUUUUAAUUGAUUACUGCAGAGCACAAUUUGAAAUGGAGCAUAUAUUACUAUCUGUUUAAAAAGGACGACACCACUUGGUGUUCUCAGCCUCACUGCUGCUACUUCGGCAGAUAUUGACGAGGUAGAGGGAGUUUUCACAGAUCUUGGUCUCUUCAUAGCGGCCGUUGUUAUAGCUCUUGCUGUUCAGCAGAUUAUCAUCUUGCCCUUGAUUUUGUUUGUGAAAACACGAAGAAACCCGGUAAAACAUAUGUGGCAUGUAUCACGUGCUUGGGUUAUAGCAUUUGCAACGGCAAGCUCGGCAAUAAGUAUACCAGAAAUGAUCUCCGCUUGUGAGAACUAUUUGAAACUUGACAGUCGAAUCACCUGUUUUGUUGUAUCGUUUUGUGUCACACUCAGUGCCAAGGGAGCUGCUGUAUUCAUUGCCUGUUCCUGCCUGUUCAUUGCAAACCUGACAGGACACACACCUACCGUGGGCACUGUCGUUAUAAUUGGGGACCGACUACGAACGACAAGCAUUGUGACUAGCAACAUCAUUUGUGCGGCUGUAAAACACCAGUUAUGAAAAGCUGGACUUGACAAUAGUAAGGAAAUGACAGGAAUAUCACAUGACAUUUCAGAUAUCGCAAAAAGCUGCGAGGCUUCUUUAGAAAAUGAGAUUGUUGUGAAACUGUGAAGUGUAAUUGUUUCACGUUCUGACGUUUAAACUUUGAUAUAUUCAUAGUGAAAGUGUAACAUAUUUGCUAAUAUUGCAAUAAAAUGCAAGCGCAAAACCAGCUAUAUUGUCGCCUGAUCAACAAUAUGUUUUAUAUAGGCAGUUACUUUAAUAUCAAACGCUAGAUACUAUUUCAUCAUUACAUACGUAAAUUAAUGUCUAUGCUAAAUCAUUUGAAGCUUUAACAUUGGAAAGAGUGAAUUGGAAAACGUAAAGUUUCUGUCCAGUUGUACAUUAUUUUGUCCUCUUUAUAUAUACCGGACAUACCAAGUGGGGUUUGCUGUUUGUAUAUGCUUUUAGCUCGGUUAUUCAAAUGUAGAGCUUUUGCACUCUUACAAUCGAUGUCAGCGCCGUCGUUCCGAAUUGAUUAAGUUUUUGUAUGUAGGAUGGUAUUGUAGAAACUGCCAGAUGGAAUGGAUUGAAACUUCACACAUAUUCACUGUAAUGAAUUAACAUGAACACAGGUUCCAUAAUUCUAUUUUGCUAUUCCUCUUUUAGAGGUUUUUGCUUAAGUUUUCGUAUGAUAGCUGGUAUCUCAGUACGGGCAUAUGAGAAGAAAAACGUACUUGUUCUCUUUGAUUGUCUGAUAUGCACUGCACAAGUUCCUAAACUCUAUUUUGCUUCUUUACAAAAGUAUGCCCCUUCUCCGGCUUUUGCAUUCAUUCAUGGAACUUUCUUUAGUGACAAGGCUGUUGAAGAGUCGAGCGUAGCUGUCUUCCGAUAGCUCUUGUUAAGAAACUUGUUUUGAUAGCCAACAAUUUAUGUUUAUUAAAUGAAAAUAACAAAACGCGAAUUCAAUAAAGUUUUCCCGACGAAUGUGUAACUGACAAGCUAAAUUUCGAAUAAGGACAGUGAAUUAAUCUUUGUCCUCUAAAGAUUUGGACGUCUGUUACAAAUAAUAUGUUUGUAAUCCUUUAGAUUAACUUAUAUCGAUAAUGUUAUUACACUCCGGGAGGGAAGCUAUUAACUGUGCGCUUGACGUAAUUUAUCAAUGUAUUAAAAGUUGGUAAGGCAAAGCACUGGAAAUGGCAUACACGUCUGAAGUGUUUAUAUGCAGUUUCUAAACAGCUAAGUUCACUACGCAGGUUAGGGGGAAGAAAUCACUUAAUUAUUAUUAUUAUAUGAACGAAACGUAUAUGGUUGAGGUGAUUUUCUAUUGCAGAAAUGAAUGUAACUUUGAUUGCAGUUAUUGAUGAGUUUCCAAUUAAAACGUCAAAGCCUGGUCUGGGUCGCUAGCGCGUUGCUAUGGUUAUUAAAUAACCUCUGACUUGUAUUUUGUGAUAUAAUUCUAUUAUUCUGAUAUGAACAUUUGCUGGAGGAGAUAUUACUGGGUAUGAUGUUAUCAAUUAUACUAAAUUGCAAAUAACAGGUACCAAAGCUAAACUGCGUAUAUGUAUUUAUUGAACAACAAAGAACUAUCAAACAAAAAGGAAAUUGCCAUCUUUAAGGACUACAUUUCAUUGUUUAAACACCAAUUACAUUGAAGCAGUCGAACGUUUUGUUCAGACAAAUACAUAAUACAAGCUUCAUAUGUAGGCAUAUAUAUUUCAAUAAGCAACUUCUCUGAAUACAGAUCAGCUGGCUUUCACAAACAUUUUAAUGUGAUUGACAACCUUUAAGAAUAUUACUUUCCUCAUUUGGCACGUGACCAGCUUAUAAACUUAUAUGUCUAGUAAUAUAUAACAAACUAUAUUACGAAAUGUUUCAUCAUCAUAAAAGUUCAGGAUGUAUUGUUCUUUAUGAACAAACAUUUUCUGCCAAACUUAAAUAAAGGGAAGUUUGAUUAUUAUUUGAAAAUAUUCAUUAACAAAUGACCGAUGUAAAGUAGAUAUUUUAUCAGUGCAUGUAUAUUGGAUUAUUAAAAGUCAAAACCAGUCAAAGAGCGCCACUGCUUGGCAGGUGGCUGCUGAGACAAGUUGGAAUAAGAACAAACAUUCGAUUUAGCUGACUGGCUGCUUCAGGCAAGUUUUUGUGUAACACAGGUGACAGCUAUAUCAACUGUAUGUUUAUAUUAGAGUAAUUCCGAAAUAGAAUGUCUUGCAAUAACAUUGGAUUUUAGUCACUUUAAGCAGAUAACGGGAAGAAAUGGUAGUAAAGCUUUUAAGUUUUGAAUGUUAAUUUUAUAAGCAUUAACUGCGGUGAAAUUCAUACAAGUUUACAAAUUCUUCGAACUCAUAC